Molecule: messenger RNA, 399 nt
Organism: Colletotrichum orchidophilum
Lineage: Eukaryota; Fungi; Ascomycota; Sordariomycetes; Glomerellales; Glomerellaceae
Exons: 3
Coding region: 1-399 (132 amino acids)
Source: RefSeq, a predicted model, not a curated record
AUGCACGCGAGAGAGGACAGCUUCAGAAUUGACUUCUCAGGAGGCAUCAACGCCUUAUCGAUCGGUGUACUGGAAUCAUCGCUGGAUAUCUGCGAAAAGAACUUCAUACAGCUGGCGCGCAAGAUCUUUCCCAAAGCUUCUACGAAGAUCGGACAGUGGUGCCAGAAGCUGUCGCAAUGCAUUCGUUUUGCGAGAUUUAGAGGACCGCGAAAGUCGCUACAUGAUCGGAAGCCAUACGAGCAGAUGAAGGUGGCUGUAACGUCCAUCGACUCAAAAACCAGUAUGUCGAAGCUGUUCACCACGUAUGCGGGCCACGAGAAUCGACGGGCAGAGUUCGGCAGGUCGAGGUCCUUCCUGGUCCGAGAGGCGGCCGAAAUCACUUCGGCCGCUCCUAUAUAA